Messenger RNA from Phaeodactylum tricornutum CCAP 1055/1, 267 nucleotides. RefSeq lists its product with no specific name. The record is from RefSeq and is a predicted model, not a curated record. Gene Ontology annotation, cellular component: RNA polymerase III complex; RNA polymerase I complex. Lineage: Eukaryota; Bacillariophyta; Bacillariophyceae; Surirellales; Neidiaceae. Gene Ontology annotation, molecular function: protein dimerization activity; DNA-directed RNA polymerase activity. Gene Ontology annotation, biological process: DNA-templated transcription. The annotation marks the transcript as partial. The transcript has a single exon.
UCCAGUCGAACCUUUUGCAUCGGCGACGAAGAUCACACUUUGGGAAACGCGGUACGGCACGUCUUGAUCCGGAACAACAGUAUCGGAUUCGCCGGAUACUCGGUACCUCAUCCCUCCGAGCCCGUGGUACAGAUUAGGGUCCAGACUGUGGCGCCCGCGGGCAGUCGGGGGCAACAACCUCCGACGGCAACGGGCGCGCUCAAGACAGCCUGCCAAACCCUGUACGAUCAAUGCGAUAUCGUUCUGGAAAGGCUGGAAGAGCUGAUU